UUCCCACCGCCGCCGCCCCACGUCGCGCCACGCGCCUGAUUCCCACUCGGACCUGCCCGACGAUCGACCUGCUCCGAUCGGAUCGGCUCGGCGAGCGGCGGCGAGCGAUCGAGGCGGGGAUUGGGAAUGGAGGCGGCGCCGGAUCUGAGCGCCGUGUCGGCGCUGGCGCUGCAGGUGGACCUCCUGCAGCUGCCGCCGGAGAUCCCCGCGCCGGGGGCGCCCGCGCUGCGCGGCGUCCUCGACCAUCUCUUCGCGCACUGGCUCUCCCUCCCCGACACCGUCGCGCUGGUCAGCUGCCUGGCCCAGAAGGCCAAGGCCAACGGCGCGGGCUUCGCCGGGGGCGCCAUGUUGCCGUCCAUGAUGAUGCAGGGAGGCGCCAACGUGCCGCCGCUCUCGCCGAGGUCGCCCCGCCUCUCCAGGAAGCCCAGCGGGGUCGGCGGACACUCCAACCGUUGCGCGUCCCCGCUCCGGCCGGCCACCGCGCGCGCUGUCAAGGAGGUCAUUCCGCAGUUCUAUUUCCGAGAUGGACGCCCGCUGCCAUACGAGCAGAAGAGGCAAUGCGUAUCUAUAAUCGAGCAGCUCUUCGCCGGGCACUCCAAUGGUCUUCGGAUUCAAGAAUUUCGGAUGGUUACCAGGGAGCUCUGCAAACUACCGUCGUUCUUUACCACUGUUCUUUUUGGAAAGAUCGAUAAGGAUAACACUGAAUUUGUCACAAGGGAUGCCUUUAUGGAUUUCUGGGUGAAUAGCAAUAUGAUGACUAUGGACAGUGCAACCCAAGUAUUUACGAUUUUGAAGCAACCAGAUCAUGAUUACCUCACAAAGGAAGAUUUCAAACCAGUUCUUCGAGACCUUUUGGACAACCAUCCUGGCCUGGAAUUCUUAAAGAGCACGCCGGAAUUUCAGGAAAGAUAUGCUGAGACUGUCGUAUAUAGGAUAUUUUAUUGCUUGAAUCGAAUUGGAAAUGGCCUUCUCAGUCUGAGGGAGCUGAAACGUGGAAAUCUGCUUGAUUCGCUGCGGCAUGCUGAUGAUGAAGAGGAUAUCAAUAAAGUUUUAAGGUAUUUUUCGUACGAGCAUUUCUAUGUGAUAUACUGCAAGUUCUGGGAACUCGAUACGGACCAUGAUUUCUUUAUUGACAAAGAAAAUCUUAUUAAGUAUGGAAACCAUGCGUUGACAUAUAGGAUUGUAGAUAGAAUUUUCUCGGAGGUUCCCAGGAAAUUUACCAGCAAGAUUCCAGGGAAAAUGUGUUACGAAGAUUUUGUUCAUUUUAUUUUGUCUGAAGAGGAUAAAUCAUCAGAACCAAGCCAAGAUUAUUGGUUUAAAUGUAUAGAUUUGGAUGGCAACGGCAUACUCACACACAUUGAACUACAAUACUUUUUUGAGGAGCAACUUCAUCGCAUGGAAUGCAUGGCCCAGGAACCUGUACUGUUUGAGGACAUAUUGUGUCAACUAGUUGAUAUGAUAGGACCAGAGGAUGAUACCUUUUUUACCAUAAAAGACUUCCGGAGGUGCAAAUUGUCCGGGCAUUUCUUCAAUGUUCUCUUCAACCUCAACAAGUUCAUGGCUUUUGAAUCUAGAGACCCAUUCCUCAUUCGCCAAAUGCGUGAAGAGCCAUCCUUGACCGACUGGGAUCGUUUUGCUCGGAGAGAAUAUAUAAGAUUGGCAAUGGAAGAAGAUGGUGAAGAUGCUUCCAAUGCAAGUGGAGAUGUUUGGGACGAGUCACUUGAAUCUCCGUUCUAAAUUGAAGGCGUGAAGGAACGGUGGCAACACACAUCAGAGCAUUAACUUACAGCCCUAAUAAUAUCAAAAUGAAUGUGUUAUGGUGUGAAGUAUUGUGCAAAAGUUUGAUAUAUUAUCUCUAGAGAAACUACAGCUGAGGCAGUUGUCCACUCGUUGGCAUUAUCUAAAGUUUGACAUAGUUUCUCGCAGAGUGCCAAUCGAAUUCUAAAGACAGAUACUUCCAUCCAAUUUGUCGCAGAGUGCCAGUUUUGAUUAGUGACAGUGAGUUUCAGGGGCAACUGCUUUCAUGAUUAAAUGGAUUUGGCCAAGUUAUUCAUGGCAGCGAGCGGUCGCAGGGCACCUUGUGGUUAUUCUGAAGCCCCAACCUGUGAUCAGGUGGCAAGCAAGGAAGUGCCAUAUGUUCGAAUUGUGCAUUUGCUCUGGCUGGAACCACAACGUACUUUUAUCAGUGUUGGUCAGACAUAUGUUGUCUUUUUUCAAUAAGGUCACCCUCAUCAAGAACAGUCGCGCUCGUGUAUUCUGUAUCUAUGUUUAGUUUGUAGUUACAUGAACAAAUGAGUUGUAUUGCACAGUUUUUUUUUUGAAGCAAAUAUUGCACAGGAUUA
Aegilops tauschii subsp. strangulata is the source of this 2342-nucleotide messenger RNA. Its product is annotated as probable serine/threonine protein phosphatase 2A regulatory subunit B''delta. Gene Ontology annotation, cellular component: protein phosphatase type 2A complex. The record is from RefSeq and is a predicted model, not a curated record. Gene Ontology annotation, molecular function: protein phosphatase regulator activity; calcium ion binding. Gene Ontology annotation, biological process: protein dephosphorylation. Lineage: Eukaryota; Viridiplantae; Streptophyta; Magnoliopsida; Poales; Poaceae.